Molecule: messenger RNA, 7778 nt
Organism: Chelmon rostratus (copperband butterflyfish)
Lineage: Eukaryota; Metazoa; Chordata; Actinopteri; Chaetodontiformes; Chaetodontidae
Gene: col22a1
Product: collagen, type XXII, alpha 1
Exons: 64
Coding region: 1-4869 (1622 amino acids)
Source: RefSeq, a predicted model, not a curated record
AUGGAAUUACGACUGGGAUUUAGGAUCAGCCUGGUCUUGGUCAUCCUGGCCUUGACUCUUUUGGGCGAGAAGGUGGAAGCACAGAGGGCAGGAUGCAAAAAUGUCCACUAUGACUUGGCGUUUAUCCUGGAUACCUCAUCCAGUGUUGGAAAAGAGAACUUUGAGAAGAUCCGGCAAUGGGUGGCCAACCUUGUAGAGUCUUUUGAUGUGGCACCCGAAAAGACAAGAGUCGCCGUGGUUCGCUACAGUGACAGACCCACCAUCGAGUUCAACCUGGGCAGACACAGGACCCUGGAGGACGUGAAGCGAGCUGCCCGUAACAUACGCUACCUGGGGGGGAAUACAAUGACCGGGGAUGCUAUCAGCUACACCACCGCCAACAUCUUCACGGAGAGGAAUGGAGCGAGGCCCAUAGCCAGAGGCAUUCAGCGGGUGGCCAUCCUUCUCACAGAUGGUCGAAGUCAGGAUUAUGUUCUGGAGCCGUCUAAGGCAGCCGCCAAAGCUGGCAUCAGGAUGUUUGCCGUGGGCAUCGGGGAGGCAUUGAAGGUGGAGCUGGAGGAGAUCGCCGCCGAGCCGAAGAACGCCCACGUCUUUCAUGUGACGGACUUUAACGCCAUUGACAAGAUCAGGGGCAGGCUGAGGAGGAGGCUGUGCGAGAAUGUCCUGUGUCCAAACAUGAAGGUUCAACCUGAUCGGUUUAAGCACAACAGCACCAGUUAUGGUCUUGAAGAAGUUCCAGGGUUCGACCUGAUGGAGUACUUCAAUGUGAGAGAUAUUCUGGGAACCAGAGAGGACGAUGGCCAAAGUUCUUAUGUUCGCCUUGGCACCAUGCCCAUUGUACAGCAAACAGAGGACGUGUUUCCUCAAGGCUUGCCCGAUGAAUAUGCCUUUGUGACGACAUUCAAGUUCAGAAAAACCUCACGACGUGAAGAUUGGUACCUGUGGCAGGUUUUUGACAAAUAUGGGAUCCCACAGGUGUCCAUCCGCCUGGACGGCGAGAACAAGGCGGUGGAGUACAACGCUGUCGGCCUAACAAAGGAUGCUGUCAGAGCUGUGUUCAAGAACCCUGAAGUUGACAACCUGUUUGACCGCAGCUGGCACAAGAUCGCCCUCAGCGUGGAGGCCAAGUCUGUGUCUCUGUACCUGGACUGCAAACACAUCCAGACUCUGCCCAUUGAAGACAGGGAGGACAUUGACAUCCAGGGGAAGACAGUGAUUGGGAAGAGGCUGUAUGACAGUGUGCCAAUUGACUUUGACCUCCAGAGGAUGACAAUUUACUGUGAUUCUAAGCACGCCGAGCUGGAAACCUGCUGCGAUCUACCCAAUGGACCUUGCCCUAAGAAAGUUGUUACAGAGGCCCCCCCUGUGCAAAUCCCCACUCCAACGCCCACGGUUGUGGAGCAACAGAGAGGUCCUGAAGUGAACUGCUCCUGCCCUGCUGGAGAGAAGGGAGAGCUCGGCGCACCUGGUGUCGCAGGUCCUAAGGGUGAAAAGGGUGACACUGGCUCUAAGGGUGCCGUCGGACUGGCUGGAAUCAAAGGAGAAAAAGGAGAAACUGGCAAAGUAAUCUCUGUCAAAGGUGACAGGGGGGAGAAGGGCGAUACAGGCAGCUUAGGGUUGACAGGUGCUCCUGGACAAAAGGGAGAGAAGGGAGUUGGUGGUGUGCCAGGUAUUGAUGGCUUAUCUGGAGACAAAGGAGAUAAAGGUGAAACAGGAGUGGCUGGUCAUCCAGGCCUGCCAGGCCCAGCUGGACUAAAGGGAAUUCAGGGGGAUGCAGGAAUUCCUGGGUUGCCCGGACCAAAAGGUGUCACUGGUGAAUCAGGUGUAAGAGGUGAAAAUGGAAUUCCAGGAGCCAGGGGCGAGGCAGGUUUGGAUGGAUUACCUGGCAAACCUGGUGUUCCGGGGAAAGAUGGAUUGAGAGGACUGGUCGGUGCACCUGGGGCCAGCGGAAUUAAAGGCGACAAGGGGGAGAGAGGACUUCCCGGAUUACCUGGGGAUGUGUUUCAACAAGAAGGCUUAAGGGGUGAAAAGGGAGAUGCUGGACCUCCUGGGCCUCCAGGGGCUGAUGGCCCCCCAGGGCCUGCUGGUCCUCAGGGGCAUCAGGGUCUACCUGGGGAACCUGGAGAGUUCGGCCAGAGGGGAAAGAAAGGUGAAAGUGGAUUGCCCGGAGUGGACGGCCUUCCCGGACCCCCAGGUCCUCAGGGUCCACCUGGUCCACCAGGAAACCAAGGACACACAGGACCUCCUGGUCUACCUGGUGAAAUAGGAUUUUCAGGCAAGCCUGGAGAGCCUGGAAAGCCUGGUCUUCCUGGUAAAGACGGUCUGGAUGGUCUGCCUGGAAAUGAUGGUGCCAUGGGGCCCAGGGGAGAGCGUGGAGCAGAUGGUUUUCCUGGCAAGCCUGGACCUAAGGCCGAUGAUGGGCCUCCCGGACCAAGAGGACCUCCAGGGGAGAGAGGAGAACCUGGUUCACCUGGACAGCCAGGUGCUGAUGGAGCCAGAGGAGACAGGGGUGUUCCGGGAGAAAGAGGACAGGAUGGACCAUUUGGGCCAAAAGGUGAAAAGGGCGACAAGGGUGAAGUGGGAGCUCGGGGACCGCCCGGCGCUCCAGGAAAUGUGGCAAAUGUGAUCCCUGAACCUGGUGAACCUGGAACUCCUGGAGAGAAGGGAGAGAAGGGGGAUCAAGGCAAGCCAGGGGAGAUGGGUCAAAGAGGGUUACCUGGUGAACAAGGCUUUAAGGGACCACCUGGACCAGUGGGUCCAAAGGGCGACACUGGACUUACAGGAGAAGUAGGACGUGUUGGAGACCCUGGUCCACCUGGCAUAGCUGGUCCUCAAGGUCCUCGUGGGUUACCAGGGAAUGUGGGCAUACCAGGGAUCAUUGGGCCUCCUGGUCCAGCUGGGCAGAGAGGAGACAAGGGAGAUCCAGGUAAACCAGGGCAAGCAGGUCCCACAGGCUCACCCGGAGAGCCCGGUUUGAUUGGACCUCCUGGACCACCAGGGAAGGGGAAAGAUGGGCAAAGUGGAGAACCAGGACCACAGGGAAUUCAAGGACCCCCGGGGCUAAAGGGCCAACCAGGGUCACGAGGAGAACCGGGGUUGCCAGGGGACAGGGGUCCUGCAGGAGAAGGCAAAGUGGGACCACCGGGGCCUCCAGGACAAAAUGGAGAACCAGGACCUGCGGGCUUGAGGGGUUCACCAGGAGUCGCUGGUCCUCAGGGCCCAGCAGGACAUAAUGGUUUACCAGGAAGGCCAGGAGAAAAGGGAUCACCAGGAGAGCCUGGAAAGGCAGCAGACCUCUCUGACCUAAACCUGAAGGACGUUUGCUCAGACUGCCCUGCAGGUCCGCCUGGACCACCCGGUCUGCCAGGAGUCCCAGGGGACAAAGGACACCAGGGACCUCCAGGGAAAGAUGGUCAAGAUGGUUACCAAGGCCCGCCGGGACCAGCCGGACCUCAAGGGCCCUCUGGAGCUGACGGUGGAAAGGGUGUUAAAGGUGAUCGAGGACCUUCCGGGGGCCCUGGAGACAAAGGAGACAAGGGUCACCCAGGACCCCCUGGCCAUCCAGGUACUCCUGGCUUGAUUGGUGCACCUGGUAACGAUGGACAGCCCGGUAUGGUCGGCCCCCCGGGGCCCCCUGGAGAAAAGGGCAAAGAGGGUCUCAAAGGAAUCCAGGGACCACCAGGUCUUCCCGGCUUGAUCGGUCAGCCUGGAAAAAUGGGAAAAGAUGGCAGGCCAGGUGAAACAGGAGAACCUGGCAAGCAAGGUGAACCUGGACCAUCAGGACCCCCUGGGCUCAGGGGACUCCCGGGCUUUAAGGGCCACAGAGGAGAACCUGGAGCACCAGGAACGAAGGGAGAAGAUGGAAAGCCUGGAUCACCUGGACGUGAUGGCAAACCUGGGAAGGAGGGCUCUAUGGGACCUCCAGGCAGAGAAGGACUUAGUGGACUAAGAGGAGAGUCGGGCAAGCCAGGUGAACCGGGGCCAUCGGGAAAAGCAGGUCUCCCUGGAACUCCAGGUCUCAGGGGAGACAAGGGAGAGGCCGGCAACCCAGGAUUACCGGGCUUUAGUGGGCCUAAAGGCCCCGCGGGUCCACCUGGUCCCAUUGGUCCAGAGGGAAAACAGGGGAUGCCAGGCAGAGUCGGUGAUCGUGGCUUCAAAGGAGAUAAGGGAGACUAUGGUAUGAAAGGAGAUAAAGGACAAUCAGGAGAACCAGGUAUGCCUGGAAACCCCGGACCCCCAGGCAGAAAGGGCCACACAGGGAUGAUGGGUAUGUCGGGACCACCAGGAGAAAUAGGACCUCCUGGGCCACAGGGGCCUUCUGGAAACCCCGGUCUCCCAGGCCAAAGGGGAGAGUCAGUGUCACUGGAGCAGAUGAGACGGCUCAUCCAGGAGGAGCUGGCAAAACAGUUAGAUGCCAAAAUGGCUUACCUCAUGGCUCAGCUCCAGCCAGCCCACGUGAAGAGUACAGCGGGCCGUCCAGGACCACCAGGCCCUCCGGGUAAGGACGGCAGCUCUGGACGACCUGGCCCCCCAGGAGAGCCCGGUAUGCCUGGACUGAAUGGAGGAGAAGGACCCAGGGGACCCAUGGGCCCUAAAGGUGAGAAAGGAACAAAAGGAGACAAGGGAGAAACUGGUAUCGGUGAAAGAGGAGAGGUUGGACCUCCUGGCCCAAUAGGUCCCGCCGGUCUGCCUGGUUAUGGUAAAGACGGAAGCCCAGGACAAGCCGGGGCCCAGGGAGAGCCAGGAAACCCCGGCCCCCACGGUCAGCCUGGACCUCCAGGUCCUCCUGGCCAAUGUGACCCCAGCCAGUGUGCCUACUACGCCAGCCUGGCACACAGACCCCACACCAAAAACGUCAAGGGGACUUAAGACAGAAGAAACACGAAGAGCUUGAAGUCCAGCUAUAUUUAUGAACUUGGUCGUGUCAGUCAGAAUCAAGAACUUUUCUUUUUCAAGAUAACCUCAGUAUGGAGGGCUGAAGCAAUAUGUGCUGCCGGUCAGAGUCUUUGUUUUGUUUGUUUUUGGUAUGAAGCUCGGGGUGGAUGGGGGAUUAAGCAUCGAGGAACUAUUUCAGAUUUAAUAUGGGGUAAAGAGGGCAGCUAAACAGUUUUUCCUCACUUGCAUGCUUCCUGUGAAACAUAUAGGGAGAUAACAAGGAUGAUGCAAUUCCCUCCUCUUGACCAACACUCCCCCAUCGGGAGUGAAGAUUUGGGAGUCCGAUAUUGGAUUGUUUCAUCAGUAAUUAUCUCAAAAGUUCAGUUAGGCAUUUUCUUGCAGGAAUAUGUCUGUGUCACCGUCGUCUCUCCAGCCUCACACCGUCCUGGGUCAAGCAGUAGAUGUCAGUUACCGCUCACUAAAUUGAUCUCUCACUGGGGAUCUUCCUCCAGUCUAUUGGUAAUUACUCAGCCAAGGGAAUUAUCUGUUGUAUUGUCAUUAAUGGGGAGGGGGGAGGACAAACGGUGUGAGGCACAGUCUCAAAUACCAAUAGUGAUUUUAUGUAGGAGGAGUGUUAAUGAGUUAGUGUGAAGAGUGAUGAAUGACCACAUUUGGUCAUUCCAGCUUGGAGGCACUUCUUGCCUCCAAGCUGGAAGCAUUGUUCUUGUGUAGCCUUGUUUUGGAUAUUGGCAGCCCAGAACAGGCAGAAAAAAACAACUGUUUUUAAAAUCCCCCUUUAACAAAUUGGAAUUUUGCUCAAUUUGUAAAAGCAGCCGUGUCUGAUUUAUUUCGACAGAAACCAAACAAGAUUUUGUUCUGGGAAUAAACCGGAGGCUGCAGAAAUUACUCAUAAAUUAGAGCCUUGGCAUUGUUGUUUCAAGCUUCUGGAGAGAUUUGAAGGAUUUCAUUCCAAAAUUCAGUUUAUUUGCCUAGAAACUGUAACACAGUACCCACACUAUCAAUCAUUUUGGAUGAAUUUGUAUCAUAUAAAGGUGGAUAUCUUCAUUUUGAAAUGAAACUUGCUUGAAAAUCUGUCCAAAAUAGUAAUAACAUGACAUGUAUGCAUAAUUCAUACAUAGCAUGUAAUUUGUUCCAGGCUCACCCACAGAACGCCUAUUAAAGCUUCAUCUAAAAAGAGAGACGUCAGGACAGGGAGAAAUGUCACUGCUAGAUUUGUACUUUUAUGUUUAAUGAAGUGCUUCUGGUCACUCUGGCUUUUAGGGAUGCAUGGACUUGAGCAGUAAACAGAUUUGAGGAGGUGGUAUAAUUGCAGCCUUUGUUCACCUUUCUUGAAAAGCUGCUUGUUUCACUCUGCUUUCUUUGAAUGUGUCGCUUCCUUUCUGUUCGCUGAGGCUUAUUAAGUGCCUAUGCUGUGGCAGUGCCCGGGCAGCUCAGCCCCGCUCUGAAAAGACAUCGCUUUUCUUAUUCGUCCCCUGGAACCUGAAAUUGGAGAGUUGCUUCCCUGCAUCCUGAUGACCAGAGCAUUGUUGAAAGAUGUUUUGCCUUACGCCCCUCAUGGACCAAUUACACCUCUCCCCAACCUCAGCUGUGCUGGUCAUCUCAUUAAAUGGCCUCCUCAAAAGGCAUCACAUUUGUCUUCCUUUCAAAAACAUGAACAAACACGUCAAUACACGCAAGAGCAAAAGGGAAGUGGGCAGCGAUUUUCAAGAAGAUUAUAGAGAAAUCGUAUGUGAGCUUGCUAAGACAGUCUGACCUGCAGGUCAAAGGUUAUCAUGAUGAUGACCAGUGAUGCUUAUCUUCUUGCUCAGGUUACCUAACUAAGCUCAUUCAUAAAGAAUGUGAAGUUGUGGCUGAGACACAGCUAGUUUCAAAGAUGUUGGUAAAGCAGACUGAUGUCGCAGCUGCUCUGGAGGCAGGAGCAAUCUAAUUUCUUGAGGCUAAUAUUUGAAUCAGCCUUGUCAUUUUUGGAAGCAGAAAUAGCAUUCUUCAUCUUCCAAAUGUCUCACUAUAAAUAAAAUGCACCCUAGCUAAAUUGGCUAUGCUCAGGGGUUUUGCUACUAGCCUCACUUGGUCUGGUAAUACCAGUAGCUUAUGUUGGCUAAUAUUAGCUAAGGUUUCCAAAAGGUUCAGUUGAACAUUUACCAUUAUUCUGCAAUGUUCACGUUUGUCCACAUGUGGAAAAUGUGAAAAGUUACAGAAGUGUGGUCUUUAAAUACAAAAUAUUUAAAUGAAAAGCUUUUUUUUUCAUUAAUUCAUACAUUAAUACCUAAAAAUGGUUAGCAUAAAAUUAGCUAACCGGCUACGCUAACUAGCUGCAUUCAAUUUAACAUUAUGUUGCAUUAAAAACUGUAGAUGUUACAGCACCUCAGAGGUUUAACUCAAAGAUUUUUUGUGCCUUCAGAGCAGCUCUGUUUCUGAGAAAUGUUUGUGUCACCAAAGCUGGUCCAGAAUCACGUUUGGUCGCCCGGUAAAUGUGUGAUUGGAACAAAUUACCUGCUCUGUCAAUAUUGCCAUAGCAUUUAACGUAUCUUUCUAUUAGCUGCUUCAGCGGUUUAUUAUUGAACAAGCAAACCACGUCAGUGUUGCCCUUUCUUGGUUUUGUAAAUGCUUCAGUUACCAACAGACAGUGUUACGGGGUCGGAUGGUAAAUUGCUGCACAGAGCAUGAAGUUUUGAAAUGCACACAAGCCAAACAUCUUUCAGCAUUCAAAUUAGCUGUUUAUGGGGAUUGAAAGAUUUUUUUUUAACUUAUACUGCUAAAUUAUUCAUGAUUUCAAACAAUACCAAUGUGUUUUAAUGCAGUAAAACGUAUUAACCCGUUUUCCCCAUGUUUCCUGAUGAAUCGGUGCUAAGCCAUUACAAAUUAGUAGCAUAUUGUAAGUA